ACUCUCUUACUGGAGUUAAGGGCUACAACCUACCAAGAUUGAACUUUAGUUAACAAAGAAGUAAGUAAGUAACUGUAGGAAAUUUUUGAACUUUGUUUUAAGAGUGUCAUAUGGAAAUAAUAAAGAUAUCCUGCAGAAUAACCUUAGGACAGACAAUAUUUUAUAAUUAUUUUAUUUUUAAAAUUUUAAAUUUUAUUGAAUGCUUUUAUAGCGCUUGUAUCCAUGCUAUUUUAGCAUGCUGAUAGCGCUCUGAUGUCGUGAAAUCUAUUUAAAGAUUUAAAUGUUUCUUAAAUGAUUUUUUAAAAUAAUUUUUAAUUUCCCUCAAAGAUUGAGGCAAAUUGUGCCAUAAUUUUGGCGCUAUAACUUCAAAAGAGCGCACUGCGCAUGACUUUUAUCUGUGUCCAUCCACACUGGCAACUCUCAGUAAGGACCGUGUUCAAGACCGCAGGUUCUUUAAGGAUACGUGUUUAGAAAUCAGUUCUUUAAGAUAUUCAGGUGCAGAGCCUUCUAUACAGCUGCACGCCAGGGGCUGGUUUGUGUGAACCGAUGCCAGUUUUUUAAAUGUUCUUAAAUCCAGUCCAAACUGCGCGUCCUAUAUCUAAUUAAAAAAAUAAAAUAUUAAAAGCAUACUGAACCCAGGAAUGAUUCUUUAUUGCAUCUAGUCCAACCCAGAGGUGGGCAACAUACGGCCCGCGGGCCACAUGCGGCCCGCUGAUACGUUUAUUGCGGCGUGCAAGACAUUCCGUGAACUUGGUUAAUCAUUUCGUAAAAGAAUUCAAAUUAUUGUUAAUGUUUAAAAGCCUAUAAACACUUUAAGAAUAUGAACAAUCAUAGUAAUUUAUUGUCCCUUCUAUUUUCGAGCUAAACUCGGAGUGAGCUUUCGAGUAUACUCUUUAUUCUCUGAAAACUCAAAGUGAGUUCAUUAGCGUUGACGUAAACCUGCUAAAACAGUAUCACGGUAUGAGCUCUGUACUUCAGUGAACGCCAGGGAUAUCACUCUCCGAGGCCAACAACAGCAUUUCAUUUAGUACUUUUCAGGAUUAUUGGGAAACUAGCUAAAGAUGUUUGCAGCUUCACACACAUCUCAUUGAAGAGUUUACACGAGUGUUACUUCAUACUAUUAGAAUGACAUUAUUUCUAUGAACUGGUAACCUAUAGCUAUCAGAUGUUACGACGUUAUCAGAUGUUAAGAUGUUAUCAGACGUUAUGUUAUCUGUUCAUUACAAUCUCAGUAGAAAUAUUUUUAAAAAAAUAUUAGAAAUUGGUUAAUUUUAUUAUUUAGAGCACUAGAUUCGUAUCUUACCUCUGCACAUAACGGCUGCUCGCCCCCUGGGUCUAAUCCGUUGGAUCAUAUUACUGUCAGGUUGAAAAAAAAAUACUUGAGGAUUUGCCGUGAAAUAAAGUGAUUGUUCUAAUAGUCAACCUUUAGGAGAUCAAAGUGAAAUAAAUUACACUUGCCUGCUCUUCAAGAGAACGAAUAGUGACUUAACUUUUUAAAAACAAAUUUCAGCUAAGAACUAAUGACACCUUUCCGAUUUGAGCGCUAGCAGAGUUAGAGCAAACUUUUCUCUCCGAGGGCCAUAUGGAACGACAUCCAGCUUUGAUAAGAUUAUAACAGUUUUAUUAGCAACAUAAGUUUGGUUAACUAGAAAUUUUCUUGUAGAAAAAAAAUCAUAACGACAAAGUUAAGAAAUCGACAUGCCACAUAAAAGAUUGUGUACGUGUACAUCUGUUAAGAGAGGCGUGUUCCUUGAGAUGUUCACGCACUUGUACACAUGUGACAGGAUAACUCAAAUAGAAAAUCUGUUCACAUGUACAAAAGGAGAAAUGAAAAUUGUAUAUGUUUGACAAGUUGAAGGUUUCAUCUCAGAGGAGGUGAUGGUUUCAUGAACAAACUUUCCCUUCCAACAUGAAUGUGACAUAAAGUAAUUGAUAGAUAAGUACAGCCGAGUCUACACCUGAGCUUAUGGCUUGGUUCAGACUUGUCUCUUCAUUUAUAUCAGACUUAUCUUCUCACUUGUCUCAGACUUAUCUUCUCACUUGUCUCAGACUUAUCUUGUCACUUGUCUCAGACUUAUCUUGUCACUUGUCUCAGACUUAUCUUGUCACUUGUCUCAGACUUAUCUUGUCACUUGUCUCAGAUCUAUCUUGUCACUUGUCUCAGACUUAUCUUCUCACUUGUCUCAGAUCUAUCUUGUCACUUGUCUCAGACUUAUCUUCUAAUUUGUCUCCGUCUUGCCUCAUUAUCCUGGUAUCAUCCACUUAUAUUCUCACUUGUCUCAUUACACAUCUCUCAUUAUCCUGGUAUCAUCUACACACCUCCUCACUUGUCUCAUCACCUUGAUAUCACCUACAUAUAUUUACGUGUUAAACCACGUCAACGUCUGAAUCGCUUUCUCUCUGUUUUUUUUUCCAUCAGAUUCAUAAAGAAACGAACGAAGCUAAAAAACCAUGAUUGCCCUAACAACAGCGAGCCUCCUGGUGCUCCUUGCCCUCGCCAACGGACAGUUCACACCCCCAAACUCUGCCCCAGGUAAGAUCAACUUUUGAAAGACAUCACAGGAAAUAUUUAAAUCGUUUUUAUAUCAGAGUUUAUUGUAAACGUAUAUAAUCAUAUAUUUUGACAGAAGGGGUGUGUCCACAGCCUGCUAUAACAGCCACCCCACCCCACCUCUCAAUUGUUUAAGCCAUAGUCACAGUUAUCUGUUUUGUACAUGGUAUACAUAGCUAAAAAUUUUCUUUUUUUUUAAUUGGAAAAAUGGGUAAAAACUUUUUUCCCCCCCCCCCCCCCCAAAAAAAAAAACAUGGACAACCUUUCCCAGCAAUAAUCGUCACGAACUCUAAACACGGUUUUCCAACUUUGGGUACUCGCAGGGGGUGCAAUGUGACAUUUCAAGGGGUGCAAUGUGACAUUUCAAGGGGUGCAAUGUGACAUUUCCAGGGAUGCAAUGUGACAUUUCGGGGGUGCAAUGUGACAUUUUGGGGGUGCAAGGUGACAUUUCAAGGGGUGCAAGGUGACAUUUAAGUGUGUAUAAGGUGACAUUUCGGGGGCGCAAGAUGACAUUUCAAGGGGUGCAAGGUGACAUCUCAGGGGGGCGUGAGAAAAAGGGAUUCUAAGAAAGAAGGAGACAUUAGCUCUUAAGUUACAAGUGUUUAUCUGUUUUGUUUGUAAUAAGGCAAACACGUGUGCUCGUUGACAUUUAAUAAAUCAAUGAUAAGCCCAUGAUAAGCCCAUGAUAAGCCCAUGAUAAGCCCAUGAUAAGCCCAUUGCUUUCUACGUUUAAGUUGCAUUGUCGUUUUCUGCAAGGGGUUGAUGGACGUAGUGGAAAAAUUCGUAAUAGGUGCGAGACUAUAAUAGUCCAAUAAUUCGUAAGGGGUGCAUUGUACAGAAAAGUUUGGGAAACACUGCUCUAAAAUGUAACCCCCCCCCCCCGCGCCUGCUACACCCUUGAUUUUAAAUGGUGCAAGACUUUACUGAGAAAUGAACACGUUACACUAAGGUGGCGGUUCUCAACCUGUGGCUCGCGACCCCUUUAUGGAGGGGGGUCGAACGACCCUUACACAGAAGUAGAGGCCGACCGAAUUUCGGCUUCGGUUUCGGCGCCGAAAGUGGCCAUUUUAUCACUUUCGGCCAAGUUUCGGUUUCGGCCGAAACUGAAAAGUUAACUUUCGGCUUAAUUUCGGUAUCGGCCGAAAGAGAAAAGUUAACUUUCGGUUUUUCUUCGGUUUCGGCCGAUAUUGACUUACACUUUCGGCCAUCCGGCCGAAAGUGACUCAGGUUUUCGGUCAUUUAAUACUCAGCGAAAGCUAUAUUUAACAACAAAAUAAGCGACAUUUAAGAACAAAUUAGGCGAUCUUUGAGAACAAACUAAAUGAUAUUUAACAACAAACUAAACGACAUUUAUGAACAAACUAAACGAUAUUUAAAACAAACUAAGCGAUCUUUAAGAACUAUCUAAGCGAUCUUUAAUAACAAACUAAACGAUCUUAAAGGACAAACUAAACGAUUUUUAAGACCGAAAUAAAUGAUCUUUAAGAUAAAAAGAAAUGAUCUUUAAUAAGAAACUAAAUGAUUUAUAAGAAUAAACUAAGCGAUCUUUAACAGAAAACUAAAUGUUCUUUAGGAACAAACUAAAAGAUCUUUAAGAACAAACUAAUCGAUCUUAAGUGACAAAAUCAAUUAUCUUUAAGAACAAACUAAGCGAUCUUUGUGAAAAACUAAGCGAUCUUUAACAACAAACUAAGUGAUCUUUAAUAACAAACCAGGCCAUCUUUAUGAACAAACUAACCGAUUUUUAAGAAAAAAUAAAGCGAUCAUUAACAAAAACUGGACGAUCUUAAACAACAAAUUAAGCGAUCAAUAACAACCAACUAAACAAUCUUUAAAAACAAAUGAAGCGAUAUUUUAGAACCACAAUUUUUAGAGACCCGGUUUAAAAAAAAAAAUACUUUUCAUUAAUUUUCCCCCCCCCCCCCCCCACCUCAAUUUUUGCCAAAUUUUCUCCUAACAUACUAAUUUAAAAAAAUUGUAACGCAAUUUAAAUUACUUUUAUAUUAAAAUGGUAAAAUCCAAGGUAUUCAAUAGAUCAAGGGUCUCAAACUCAAAUCACCAGGGGGGGGGGCGCAGGAGGUAGUGUCUGAAUGAGAGUGGGCCUCAUCAAGUAAUCCACAAAAAAGCGACUACAACUGUUACAAUCUGCUCAACGUUUAUAAAUAACAAUAAAAUCAUUAAGGGUUCUCAAUAACUAGGAUUUACUUUCAUCCCCCUACUCACUGUUGCAUUAAAAAAUAUAUAGAAACAUUACCAAAAAAAAAAAACCAACAGAAUUAGACUAGUCGGUGAGAUUCGACUGACACCGUCGCGGAGAGUCACGCUAUAGCUAUGAGAAUGGGGGAAACGGGCCGGCGCAUUUACACUAAACUUUUAUGUCAUGUAGCGGGCCGCAAAAUAUCGUCUUGCGGGUCACAAAUGGCUCGCGGGCCGCGAGUUUGAGACCCCUAUAUUAGAUGUUUAUUUAUUAAUAUUCACAAUUAUCUCAUUUUUAUAAAAAGAAUGUAAAUAUUUAUACUUUCCCACAUCAUUUUCGAUGUAUGCAAAAUGUAUGUGGGAACGAAUUUCAAAAUAUCUAAAUAUUUCAUUUUCGGUUUCGGCUUCGGUUUCGGCUUCGGUUUCGGCCGAAAUUCAUUUUUAACUUUCGGCCUUUUUUCGGUUUCGGCAGAAAGUCAUUUUUAAACUUUCGGCCUUUUUUCGGUUUCGGCCGAAAGUCAUUUUAAACUUUCGGCCUAUUUUCGGCUUCGGCCGAAAUCAGAAAAUCACUUUCGGUCGGCCUCUACACAGAAGUCGCCUAAGACCAUCAGAAAACGCAUAUUUAUGAAGUAGUAACGGAAAUAAUUUUAUGCUUCGGGGUCACCACAACACGAGGAACUGUAUUAAAGGGUCGCGGCACUAUGAACGUUGAGAGCCACUGGUUUAAGGCUUUCGUUGUCAUAACCAAAAGAGAAAGCUGCGACCAAUGCUAUAAUAAAAACUGAGACCAAUUCAACAUGUCUUAGUUGAUAGAUGUCGGGACGCUUUAAAAACAUUCAUAAUUGUAAAAAAAAAUGUCUAGCCCAAGGCACUGAGAUGAUGCCACCUUGUAAACUGUAUUGAACCUAUUAAUUGCAUUGUGUUCUAGCCCAACACACUGAGAUGAUGCCACCUUGUAAACUGUAUUGAACCUAUUAAUUGCAUUGUGUUCUAGCCCAAGGCACUGAGAUGAUGCCACCUUGUAAACUGUAUUGAACCUAUUAAUUGCAUUGUGUUCUAGCCCAACACACUGAGAUGAUGCCACCUUGUAAACUGUAUUGAACCUAUUAAUUGCAUUGUGUUCUAGCCCAAGGCACUGAGAUGAUGCCACCUUGUAAACUGUAUUGAACCUAUUAAUUGCAUUGUGUUCUAGCCCAAGGCACUGAGAUGAUGCCACCUUGUAAACUGUAUUGAACCUAUUAAUUGCAUUGUGUUCUAGCCCAAGGCACUGAGAUGAUGCCACCUUGUAAACUGUAUUGAACCUAUUAUUUGCAUUGUGUUCUAGCCCAACACACUGAGAUGAUCCUACCUUGUAAACUGUAUUGAACCUAUUAAUUGCAUUGUGCUCUAGCCCAACACACUGAGAUGAUGCUACCUUGUAAACUGUAUUGAACCUAUUAAUUGCAUUGUGCUCUAGCCCAACACACUGAGAUGAUGCUACCUUGUAAACUGUAUUGAACCUAUUAAUUGCAUUGUGUUCUAGCCCAACACACUGAGAUGAUGCCACCUUGUAAACUGUAUUGAACCUAUUAAUUGCAUUGUGUUCUAGCCCAACACACUGAGAUGAUCCUACCUUGUAAACUGUAUUGAACCUAUUAAUUGCAUUGUGUUCUUUAGGGUGCAACGAUCCCAGCGUCCAGUCCGGCGGCGGCUACUUCGCCCAUCAGACGUACUGUCAACUUUAUUACCAAUGCGACUCCGGACUCAACAGGUACGAGAGGUCCUGUGCACCGGGCACCGUCUUCCACGCCAACAUCAGCGUGUGUGUGAGAGCUGAGCAAGCCGUCUGCAACAACUGUAAGUUAAUGUGCCACCCUUAUGUACACUGCCGACAUUGCUACCCAGACGGCUAGACAUGGCUUCCCAGAUGGCCCAGGAUGGCUACACAGGCAGCUGGUCUUGCUACAAAGACAGCUGACAUUGUUGUCUAUGUGACUGACGUUGCUACCCAGAUGACUGACGUUGCUACCCAGAUGACUGACGUUGCUACCCAGAUGACUGACAUUUGUACACGAACCGCCUUUUAUUUAAACUUGUUAAUAGCCGCCGUCACUAUGAAGAGACAGUUCAAAGAAAGAGAGCUGUUAAAAUCUUUAGAUAGGCCUGGUGAUCUGCUCCAGUCCAUAAGUCAAAAAGUUCUUCUGUUCCUACAUGUAAACUAAACAAUAAUCAUAUCAGUAGAAAAAAAAAAUGUUGUUAAGUCAAACAUUUCAUUAAAAAAAAACCUCAAUGGGUGACUUCAAUCUAAAUAAAUAAAUUGAAUAAAUAAUUAUAUAUGUAUAUAUAUAUAUAUAUAUAUAUAUAUAUAUAACACAACGAAAUUUCCGGUAACUCCUGCGAGGCUUCUGGUGCCAAGCUGUAUCAUCCACAUAUUAUGUUCCCUUGGGCUAAUCCAGGUGCGUGGAGAGUGGCGAUUGGCUAUCUAGGGAACCACUUGAGGAUUUUAAAAAUUCAAUCGAUGACCUCAACUUAAAUAAAUCAAUGUAAAUAAAUAAAUAUACCUAAAGACAAAAAUCACAGGCCUUGUGAUUGACGAAUGCCAAAGUCAAUAUCAAAAAAAAAAAAUCAAUCAAUCAUACUAGCAUAUUAUAGUGAUAUAGACAUUUUUUAAAAGCAUGUAUAGCUUAAUGUUAUUUUUUCAACUCAGCUUAAAAAAAAGGAUAAAAAAGUGUCGACUUGAUAAUUUAAUCCAAUAUUGUUCCCAUAUUUCCCACCAUUCCAGGGCGAUGUGACAGUAGUAACAUCCUCGCCAGAUACCCCGCUCUCUGCUGUGACCAGUACUUGGAGUGUGGAGGGGUGAGCAAUUAUUUGACUGUCUCUCAUUUCAUUCCACCAAAUCUCUUUUCCCACGGUUAAAGAAAUAAUGUUUCCUCUCUCUCAUUGAAAGUCAUCUUCCAGUCCUCUGAGAUGUAGAACUAUUGCAUUGGGGAAAUAACUUUCACCCCGAACACAUCUUUAAACAAACAAUAUUGGUAAAUAUUCGUUACGAAUCAAAAUAAAUUGAAGCUUGUAAGUAAAAUCCCAACAUCGAACAAUCACAAAAUCAAACAAUCAUAAAAUCAAACAAUCAUAAAAUCAAACAAUCACAAAAUCAAACAAUCACAAAAUCAAACAAUCAUAAAAUCAAACAAUUACAACAUCAAAUAAUCCCAACAUCAACGUCAUUAGGGCCCACCCUCGUUGGUUCUAACCAUCAUUAGGCCCCACCACAGUAGGUCCACACCAUCGUUAGGUCCCAUCAUCGUGAGGUCCCACCAUCGUUAGGUCCCAUCAUCGUGAGGUCCCACCAUCGUUAGGUCCCACCAUCAUUAUGCCCCACCACAGUAGGUCACACCAUCAUUAGGUCCCACCAUCGUUAGGCCUCACCAUCGUUAGGUCUCACCAUCAUUAGGCCCCACCAUGGUAGGUCUCACCAUCAUUAGGCCCCACCAUGAUAUGUCCCACCAUCAUUAGGCCUCACCAUCGUUAGGUCUCACCAUCGUUAGGCCUCACCAUCGUUAGGUCUCAACAUCGUAAGGCCUCACCAUCGUUAGGUCUCACCAUCGUUAGACCUCACCAUCGUUAGGUCCCGCCUUAUCCCCUGUUUAUCUUCCAACCAACAGUCAGGCUUCUCUCUAAGAAACUGCAGUGCUGGACAAGUGUUUAACAUGGCAACUGGACAGUGCGGUUCAGGCACAUGCGCUGAUCACCUCCAAUGCUACAGACCAGGAAACUCAAACGGUAAGCCGCGGGAACGUUGUGUCUACUAUCUUAAAACAUGUUACUUUUUCGCCAGCAAUACAAUUAUCCAUUUAGUAUUGUGCGCAUAGGUACUGCCACAUCCCUUGAAAGAGAAGGGAACGAGAGCUCUUGUUUUUUUGAAGUGUUAAAAGCCAGUCAUAGUGACUUGAAGACACUGACCAUUUGUUGCCCAUUCCAGCCGCUGGCUACACGUGCUUUGACGUACCAAACGCGGACGGCAACCCAUGUGUGUACACCACCUUGGACAGGGGGUACAACAUCACCAACCGCCCCUGUGGCGCCGGAACCGCCUUCAACAAGGACACCUGCCAGUGCAGCACGAUGAACAACAACUGCCCAGCCGCUGCACCAUCCUCACUCAACAAGGCCCUCGGUAAGUGGAAAAAAAGGGUGGGGGGAUCUCUGUAUUCUGCUUAGAUUGGACCAAUCAAACAGCAGCAAUAUCUCGGUAUGCUGGUUAGAUUGAACCAAUCAAACAGCAGCGAUAUCUCGGUAUGCUGCUUAAAUUGAACCAAUCAAACAGCAGGGAUAGCUGUGUAUUCUGCGUACAUAGGACCAAUCAAGUAAAAAAUGGUGGUAAAAAAUUUCAAAUAUCUUGACUAUUUUUAAGAAUAUCUAUAACUCAGGCUUAAUUGAAAUGGAUUGGUGUAUAUCCUAAGGAUUGAUGUCUAUCUAAUGGAUUGUUGUAUAUCCUAAGAAUUGAUGUCGAUCUAAUGAAUUGGUGUAUAUCCUAAGGAUUGAUGUCCAUCUAAUGGAUUGUUGUAUAUCCUAAGGAUUGAUGCCUAUCUAAUGGGUUGUUGUAUAUCCUAAGGAUUGAUGUCUAUCUAAUUGAUUGUUGUUAACAUUAAGGAUUGAUGUCUAUCUAAUGAUUGUUGUAUAUCCUAAGGAUUGAUGUCUAUCUAAUGGAUUGGUGUAUUUCCUAAGGAUUGAUGCCUAUCUAAUGGAUUGUUGUAUACUUACUGUUGUUUAUGUUUGACAGAUCCCGCGUGCCGACCUUCCUUCAAUGUGGACUUCAAUGGCUUCCCCAUCGUGGCGACUUCCGAGAAGAUUGGAAGCCCCAACACCCUACCCUACACAUUCCAGACCGUUGGUGUGUCCAUUAGCAACGGCCAAGCCAUUUUGAGGUUCGUAUAAUCAAUUGCCUUUCAGACAGCAAACCUUUGCCCUUUUGAAAAGUCUCCAGGGUCAAAACAUGUCAUUACAUUGUUGUAAUUGAAAUGUCAUUACAUUGUUGUAAUUGAAAUGUCAUUACAUUGUUGUAAUUGAAAUGUCAUUACAUUGUUGUAAUUGAAAUGUCAUUACAUUGUUGUAAUUGAAAUGUCAUUACAUUGUUGUAAUUGAAAUGUCAUUAGACCGUUUUAAUUAAAAUGUCAUUAGACUGUUGCAGUUCAAACUAGAUGUUUCCACACAAAUUAUGUACCAGAUAGGAUAUUUGCUUUCACUGAACAAUCAAUCCAAAAUUCAAUCAGCUGAGCACCAUCUAUCAUUUCAACCAACUGAACACCAUCUAUCAUUUCAACCGAUUGAACACCAUCUAUCAUUUCAACCAAUUGAACACCAUCUAUCAUUUCAACCGAUUGAAUACCAUCUAUCAUUUCAACCAAUUGAACACCACCUAUCAUUUCAACCGAUUGAACACCAUCUAUCAUUUCAACCAAUUGAACACCACCUAUCAUUUCAACCAAGCGGACACCAUCUAUCAUUUCAACCAAUUGAACACCAUCUAUCAUUUCAACCAAUUGAACACCAUCUAUCAUUUCAACCGAUUGAAUACCAUCUAUCAUUUCAACCAAUUGAACACCACCUAUCAUUUCAACCAAGCGGACACCAUCUAUCGUUUCAACCCAUUGAACACCAUCUAUUGUUUCAAUCAAUACAACACCGUCUCUUAUUUCAGACCCGACCCAGCCACCGGUGCCAGCCCUUACAUCUACAAUUACUUCCUCAACAACAACCAGCUCGCCGCACCAGUCGCCUUCAGUGUCGUCUUCAGAGUUGACAGUGGCGCCGUAAGUUGGAAACAUCACGUUGACAUGUCAUCUGUAGAUGUUACAUGUCAUCUGUAGAUGUUACAUGUCAUCUGUAGAUGUUACAUGUCAUCUGUAGAUGUUACAUGUCAUCUGUAAAUGUUACAUGGAAUAUGUAGAUGCUAUAUAUCAUAUGUGGAUGUUAAAUGUCAUAUGUAGAUGUCAUAUGUCAUAUGUAGAUGUUUUAUUUCAUAUGUAGAUGUUAUAUGUCACAUGUAGUAGUUAUAUGUCAUAUGUGGAUUUAUUAUAUGUCAUAUGUAUAUGUUAUAUGUCAUAUGUAGAUGUUAUAUGUCAUAUGUAGAUGUUAUAUGUCAUGUGUGGAUGUUACAUGGAAUACGUCGAUGUUAUAUGUCAUAUGUAGAUGUGACAUGUAAUAUGUAGAUGUUACAUUUGAUAUAUGUAGACGUGCCAUGUAAUAUGUAGAUGUUACAUCGCAUAUGUAAAUGAUUCUUUUUAAGGAACAACGAAAAACUAAGACAAAGAUUCUCAGGUCCGAAAACAAUACAUACAAUGCUAUCAAAUCAAAUUUUCAUUUAUUUUGAUCCAUAAAAAUCAUCAUUUCUUAAAUCAUCUUAUUUUUCUCAUCUUAUGUUAUUUUAUUUUAUCUUAUCGUUUCGUUUCUUAUCUUAUCUUAAUAGAUCAUUUGUCUCUUUGUGUUAAUUAAAACAUUAAGUACAUGAGAGUAACUCUUAUCACUACUUUUUAACAGUUAUUAUGCCCCCUGCCUUUUAGUUGCUUUUUUCUUAUUAUAUAUUUCCCAAGCUAAGCUCAGCUUAUUUAUCAUGUCAGUAGUUCAGAAAUAAAGACUUUUAUUUUGUUUUUUUCCCCUCCAGCCCAACACCCAAUUUGCCCUGCUGACCAACAACUACAACCCCAACCUGUGCACACCAACCUUGGAGGUUUUGGUCGCCUACAGUAAGAGCGUUUCCUGACUUACUUGGAUUAAUAUUGGCAGCCCUCAUCAUAAACUUUAUAGUUAGCUGCCCCCGUCAUAAUCUUUAUGCUAGCUGCCCCAUCGUAAAUUUUAUAUUAACUGUCCCCAUCAUAAAAUUAUGUUAGCUGCCCCAUCAUAAAGUUUUAGGUUAACUUCCCCCAUCAUAAAAUUAUGCUAGCUGCCUCAUCAUAAACAUUAUAUUAGCUGCCCCCAUCAUAAACUUUAACUUAGCCGCCCCAUCAUAAAGUUAUAUAUUAGCUGCCCCAUCAUAAACUUUAUAUUAGCUGCCCCAUCAUAAACUUUAUGUUAUUUGCCCACAUCAUUACCUUAAUUUAAGCUGCUAUCAUCAACCAGGCUUUACAGAUUUUAACUGAAUAGUUAGGAAUAUCUGUUGCGCCACCUGCAAUACAGCUUUAAUGUAUUCAGCAGAUUUUGAAAACAAAACAAAUGCUUUGGGCUCUCACGUGGGACAACCGCUAAAUACCAUCUAUUUUAAAACCAUCUGUUAAAUACCAUCUGAUCAAUACCAUCUGUUAAAUACCAUCUGUUAAUACCAUCUGUUAAAUACCAUCUGUUAAAUACCAAUCUGUUAAAUAUCAUCUGUUAAAUACCAUCUGUUAAAUACCGUCUGUUAAAUACCAUCUGUUAAAUACCAUCUGUUAAAUACCAUCUGUUAAAUACCAUCCCAUCUGUUAAAUACAUCUAAUAAAUACCAUCUGUUCAAUAAUGUUAUUGAAUUUGUGACGUAGAACCACGGCAUGAUCACUUUCGAAACGAGAAGAUCAUGAACAAAUGUUCAAUUUGUGUGUGCGUGUAUAUUGUUGUUGAUGUGAAAAUCCUCCAAUAAGAUUUAUCAUUGCCAUCUUUACACUUUCAGGCGGCAACACCUACCAGUUCACCAUCAAUGCAGUUGGAGCCACCUCCACCAGCGUCAACUCAGAGACUAGAAUAUCAGGCUCCACCCAAGCCAGCAUCAAUGUCGGCGUAAGAUACUUCUUUUCACACAUUAUAUUUUAUGGCUCGAAUGAGCCGAGCUGUGGGUAGUGACCCCUUUGUGACUGAGCCGAGCUGUGGCCAGUGACCUCUUUCUAUAGACGAAGUCCAUCAUCCCAAUGAGUACAUCUAAAUGAACCUAGAGGGAGCUUCUUCGACUGGUUUGUCUGUCUGAAUGGCGCCAGCUAAAUCCCAGACAAAAAGAUUAUUUCUUAAAAUAAGGCAGUUUUUAUUUUGACCUGCCCAUUGGUCACCCACAUCAAUACUUUACCCUGCCCAUUGGUCACCUAUAUCAAUACUUUAAGCACGGUCCUGCUCAUUGGUCGUCCAUCUCAAUACUUUAAAGGCACAUUUAAACACAAAGUAGAAGGCCGUGGCGAAGGCGAUCUGAAUGACCUCUGAAUGGCAUCUGAAUGGCACCUGAAUGGCAUCUGAAUGGCACCUGAAUGUCCAUCUGAAUGGCAUCUGAAUGGCAUCUAAAUGGCAUCUGAAUGACAUCUGAAUGGCAUCUGAAUGGCAUCUGAAUGUCCAUCUGAAUAUCAAUCUGAAUGGCAUCUGAAUGGCAUCUAAAUGGCAUCUGAAUGGCAUCUGAAUGUCCAUCGAGUGCCUAAUCCCCACUGAUGGCUAACUAACACCAAAUUACACUAGCGGUCAAUAGAUAAUAUAUAUAUAAGUGGCCAUCCUGUAUUGCACCACAUCAACACAUCCAGUUUGGGUACCAUCAUUGAUGUCAACAUUCAUUACAAAUGUAUGAGCAAAUAACCAAAUAGACGCAGAUGAGGGUUUUAGACAGAUGUGACCAGGCCAAUGUGGGCAUUAAUCAAAUGUGACCAGACCAAUGUGGGCUUUAGUCAAAUGUGACCAGACCAAUGUGGGCUUUAGUCAAAUGUGACCAGACCAAUGUGGGCUUUAGUCAAAUGUGACCAGACCAAUGUGGGCUUUAGUCAAAUGUGACCAGACCAAUGUGGGCUUUAAUCAAAUGUGACCAGACCAAUGUGGGCUUUAGUCAAAUGUGACCAGACCAAUGUGGGCUUUAAUCAAAUGUGACCAGACCAAUGUGGGCUUUAGUCAAAUGUGUCCAGACCAAUGUGGGCUUUAGUCAAAUGUGACCAGACCAAUGUAGGCUUUAGUCAAAUGUGACCAGACCAAUGUGGGCUUUAAUCAAAUGUGACCAGACCAAUGUGGGCUUUAAUCAAAUGUGACCAGACCAAUUUGGGCUUUAGUCAAAUGUGACCAGACCAAUGGACACAAUAAAAGUACUUUACGAUUGUUUGUUUCUUUGUAACAGUCCGGCAGCUUUGUUGAAGUGAUCGUCACCUACAAUGGCGCCGUCAGUGGUGUGCUCAUUGACAGGGGAAACAGCGGAACCAGCUCAGGAACCACAGUGAACAUUCCAGCCACCAAUAACCUCGGAGGUAAGUUGCCAUCUUACCGUCUUACUGGCUGAACGUGCUGAAUGGAGCAUUAUACUUGUACGAUAGGUCUGCUUUUGUUAACGUCUCAUCAAACUGUAGGUAAGAGCGUAACACACGGUGUAGCCAUGUAGCAAUGUGCUGGUAGCCAAAACUCUUCAGCUUAGAGUCAGCACAUGAAGGUGAACAGAAAUUUGUUUUCCAAAAAAAAAAAGAACAAACAAAGUUGAGGAUGUGGGAAAUAACGGAUAACAUUGUUGAUGAACAAACACGUAUGUCAACACUAUGAACAAACACGUAUGUCAACGCUAUGAACAAUUACGUAUGUCAACGCUAAGAACAAUUACGUGUGUUAACGCUAUGAACAAUUACGUAUUUCAACACUAUUAACAAUUCCCUUUUCAGCUUACCUGGCCGCCAACAAAUGUGGUUUCCAGUGGGGCCGUGGUCUGUUUGGCUCCAUCGACAGGGUAAGUCAAGGUCAAAUCGUGCAAACAUUGCGUACAUAAUUAUGUUGUACACAUGGUACGUAAUAAUAUGCUACACGCGCUUACACUAUAGCCUGUCUAUGCAGAGCGGAGCAGUGAUGUGUUCAAUGUUUUUUGACCGUCUGGCUUCUAAACUAUUAUUUAAACUGUACGUAAAUAAAUCGUCAAGAUGCUUUUCAAUAACUCAUCUUUUCAUUACUAGUGAAGUAAUUAACGGGAAAGAAAGUUUUUUUAAAAAUCAAUUACUUAAAGCGCCAUUUCAACGUCACAUUUUAACACCAUAUUUUAACGCCCCAUUUUAAAACCCUAUUUUUUACACUCCAAAGCAUUUCUCAAAAUACGAUUCCUUCUAAAUAACACACACAACCACGUGCUCUCUUUAGGUCUGACACAGUGCUUUUUAAAGAGAGAGCUAUUAAAAACUUGAACUUGAUUUAUUAACAACAGCACGGUUAAAAUGAAAGAAAAUUAUUUUUAAACGAAACAAUUUAAAAAAAAAAAAAAUUAAGAUUAUCUGACCUUAACUCUUCCCACAACAUUUUCACACGCACUAUUUCAUUGUGUUCCAGGUUCGCAUCUACGAGGGAUGUGGUGACUUUGCCCGCGUCCGUGUUUAAGACGUUAGCCCACAGCUGCGAGGAGUAUCUUAGGACCAGAAGAGGAUUAGACAUGAAAAAAAAAAAUUGAAAUAAAAUUUCAAAUAAAGAAAUAGAACUGCAGC
Messenger RNA from Lymnaea stagnalis (great pond snail), 15102 nucleotides. Lineage: Eukaryota; Metazoa; Mollusca; Gastropoda; Lymnaeidae. The record is from the annotation of a GenBank genome assembly.